GAAGUGGAAAAAGUCGACGAAGACGGACGGCUUUCACCAGCGAGCAAUUAUUAGAAUUAGAAAAGGAAUUUCACUCCAAAAAAUAUCUGUCCCUUACGGAGCGUUCACACAUUGCCAACUCCCUCCAGCUCAGCGAGGUCCAGGUGAAAAUUUGGUUUCAAAACAGACGUGCCAAAUGGAAAAGAGUGAAAGCUGGUUUGUCGUCAGGAAGAUCAGUGGCCAAAACCAACGUCCACAAGAUUGUCGUACCAAUCCCAGUUCAUGUCAACAGAAUGGCCAUUCGUAGCCAACAUCAACAGCUAGAGAAGUCAGCUGCAAGUGUACGACUGAGAGAAGGGCUAGGAAACGGUGGAGACUUCAGACCGUUGCGGUAGUUUUGGGCCUUUUUCAUCUGGUCAUCAAGAGAAAUACAAGUGGUCACUCACCGAGAUGUCCGACUCUAUCAUUUCCAUGACUUAAUACAGAGUUCGAGCUUCACGCUAUUCGUAUUGUAUAGAUGAUUUAGUGAACCCAAUCAGGACUGGCGUUUCUCUGGGUACUGUUUAUCAGACAAGUGCAGUGAUGGACGUACUGGGCCCACUUAUAAUCUAGGUUGGGAGAAGUAUAGUACGAAGUUAGACUGGUCAGUCUGAAUUAAAUUAAGUGACCGGUCAGCAUGAAUAUUUUCGCGCGCAUUUCAUUCAAAGUAUGUUUAUUUUAUUGAUAAGUAUUUAAGACACGUGUCCCGAAAAGAUCUUGAAAAAAGAAUGUCAUUAAAUUUGAAUGUUAAAGACAGAAACAAAUAUCCGUUCAAAUUGUGGGAAUAUUUACUUUCAAUAUGCAGAGAGAGUAAAAAAUGUCAGCAUUAAAAAAUAUAAAAAAACUCAUUAAUAUUCUAUGCUUAUACUAAAGUAGAUCAGGUCUUAGGUCUAUUAGGUAAUGGAAUAAAGUUUAGGAAUUUUUUUUUACUUACCUGCAA
Limulus polyphemus (Atlantic horseshoe crab) is the source of this 958-nucleotide messenger RNA. Its product is annotated as homeobox protein GBX-1-like. Lineage: Eukaryota; Metazoa; Arthropoda; Merostomata; Xiphosura; Limulidae. The annotation marks the transcript as partial. The transcript is spliced from 5 exons. Gene Ontology annotation, biological process: regulation of transcription by RNA polymerase II; regulation of nervous system development. Gene Ontology annotation, cellular component: nucleus. Gene Ontology annotation, molecular function: RNA polymerase II transcription regulatory region sequence-specific DNA binding; DNA-binding transcription factor activity, RNA polymerase II-specific. The record is from RefSeq and is a predicted model, not a curated record.